GGCAUCAAAGCGGCCCCCCGUUGCGGAGCCUCUUUUAGACUUUAAACCCCCCCCCCCAAAAUAACCGUCCGUUCAGGCUUCAUCUACAGAUUGGAGAGGCGUCGCACAUCCAAGAUGAAAACAAAAGUUCGCCUGCUCAUUCUCAUCCUGAUUACUGCUGGCAUUUGUGUUUUUUGGGGAGACCAAGUCUUACAAUACGUUCCGCCUCAGGAACAAAGGUCCUGUUCUUGUGACCAAUGUUUAUUUGAAAAUGAAACGUUGCCUAUUCAGAAUUUGAGCAGAUUUCCACAACCACUUUUAUCCAAGAACUACAAUCUGUCAGAAGAGGAUUACAACUGGUGGAAGCGCCUACAGCCUGGAGGCGGUAGCAUCAGUGCCUACAGAGACAAAAUCAAAAAGAUUUUUGAGCGGAUCCCAGCCAACCCUCCUGUUGAAGCUCCCAGGCCUGGCCGCUGCAGGACCUGUGCUUUGGUGGGAAAUUCCAUUAAUUUGUUAAGAUCACACUACGGACCUCUCAUAGAUUUCCAGGACUACGUCAUAAGAAUUAACAAGGGUCAGACCAAAGGCUUUGAAGCAGAUGUUGGGAACAGAACGACUCAUCGUGUCAUGUAUCCAGCGAGUGCUUCUCAGUUAGAUAACACCACUCAUCCAGUGCUGUUCGCAUUCAAGAUAUGGGAUCUUGGAUGGAUUACGAGGGUCCUCGGCUCACAACAGUCUGCAAAAAAAUCCUUAUUCAACAAGGAUUUGGCGAUGGUCCUUAACCCAGCUUUCAUGAGGAAUGUUCAUGACGUGUGGCUGAAGAAGAAAGGCUACUAUCCCUCCACCGGCUUCUUGGCUUUGGUUCUUGCCCUGAACAUCUGUGACGAGGUCGCUGUGUUUGGUUUUGGAGCCGACAGUGAAGGAAACUGGAGUCAUUACUGGGAACAAAUCACCUACAAAAGACUAAGAACUGGAAGACAUCCUGGAAAUGUAGAGUAUAAAAUGAUCGAGGAGCUAGCAAAGCAUAAAGUAAUCAAAUUCUAUAAGGGGUGGUAAAAGUAUAAAUGUUCUGGGUCUGUACUGUCAAACUGCUUCAGAGACCCCAAAUGGAAUCGGAUUCAUUGAAGGACACCAGCUUUUUCACCAGUCCAUUCAGGGCAUUUUACAAAGAGUCAAUAUUUUUGUGUUUGUUUUUUUGAAACAUGGAUUACAUGCCUGGUAGUGUUUGUAAAUUAAGAUAUCUGCGCAAAAUAUCUGCUUCUCCUGCACAGCCUCCUCUCCGCUAGUUUGCAUGAAUCAGCUGUUUUAGCUUGUACUUUGCACAAUAAACUCAUCUGGAUU
This is a messenger RNA of Pungitius pungitius (ninespine stickleback), 1320 nucleotides long. Its product is annotated as CMP-N-acetylneuraminate-beta-galactosamide-alpha-2,3-sialyltransferase 1-like. Gene Ontology annotation, biological process: sialylation. Gene Ontology annotation, cellular component: membrane. Gene Ontology annotation, molecular function: beta-galactoside (CMP) alpha-2,3-sialyltransferase activity. Lineage: Eukaryota; Metazoa; Chordata; Actinopteri; Perciformes; Gasterosteidae. Bases 115 to 1035 code for a protein of 306 amino acids. The record is from RefSeq and is a predicted model, not a curated record. The transcript is spliced from 7 exons.